Rotaria sp. Silwood2 is the source of this 291-nucleotide messenger RNA. Lineage: Eukaryota; Metazoa; Rotifera; Eurotatoria; Philodinida; Philodinidae. The record is from the annotation of a GenBank genome assembly.
AUGUGUGACGACGAUGUAGCAGCACUUGUUAUUGAUAAUGGUAGUGGUAUGUGUAAAGCUGGAUUUGCUGGUGAUGAUGCUCCACGUGCUGUAUUUCCAUCAAUUGUUGAAAUAACAUCAUUGGCACCAUCAACAAUGAAAAUAAAAAUCAUAGCACCACCUGAACGAAAAUAUUCCGUAUGGAUUGGUGGUUCAAUUUUAGCAUCAUUAUCAACAUUUCAACAAAUGUGGAUUUCAAAACAAGAAUAUGAUGAAUCAGGUCCAUCAAUUGUUCACAGAAAAUGCUUUUAA